AUGGAUAUUGUUAGGUAAAUUAUAAACAACGAAGGAACAAGUAAAGUAAAGCUCUUUAUAUACUUGGUUGGUUUGUUGUAUGUUUUAAAUAAAUCCAAGUAGUUGACUCUCUUUCUCUUCAAAGUUUUCUUAAGAAAACAAAAAAAUUUUGCUAAGAGAUAUGGAGAAGGUUCUUAUGCUUUUAUUACUGGAUCAUCCGAUGGUAUUGGCAAAUAAUUUGCAAUUGAGAUGAUUAAGAAUAAUAUGGGCGUUGUCCUUGUAGCAAGAAACAAAGAAAAAUUAGAAUCUGUUAAGGAAGAAUUACUUGCAAUUAAAUCAGAUGCUAAAAUUCAUAUUGUAGUUGCUGACUUUAAAAAUUCUAACAAUCCUGAAUUUUUUAAGAGUAUUAUGGAUUAAGUUAAGGGUUUAGAUAUCUCAAUUUUAAUAAAUAAUGUUGGUAUGGAUUAUUUCAAUCAUUUUGAUAAAAUUGAUGAUACAACUAUCCUUGAUCACAUUAAAGUUAACUGCUUACCUAUGACUUUCUUGUGUCGCCAUUUUAUUCCUCUAUUUAAGGAGCGUUUGGCAAAGCAAAAAAAGAAAUCAGCAAUUUUAAAUGUUGGUUCCUUCGCUGGCGUUUUACCAUGUAUUUACUUCAAUGUCUAUGGAGCAACAAAAGCUUAUGUAAAUGUCUUUACUCGCACAUUAGUUUCUGAAUUCCCUGAAAUAGAUAUUAUGUGCUUAAAUCCUAGUGAAGUUAGCACUCCUAUGAUUGGUAACAGACCUCCUGAUGUUAUGACUAUCACUAGUAACUCUUGUGCUAGAUGGGCCCUCAAAGAUCUUGGAUAUGAAAGUGUUACUGCUGGACACUGGAAUCACAAAAUCUAAACUGAGCUUUACCUUUCAAUCCCUUAUUUUAUUUACAACUAUAUUAACAAAAACUUUGUUGCUCCUGAAUGGUUCAAAGAAAGAGAACAAUUCUACAAUAAAAGAAAGUGA
Messenger RNA from Tetrahymena thermophila SB210, 975 nucleotides. RefSeq names its product oxidoreductase, short chain dehydrogenase/reductase family protein. The transcript is spliced from 2 exons. Gene Ontology annotation, molecular function: oxidoreductase activity. The record is from RefSeq and is a predicted model, not a curated record. Lineage: Eukaryota; Ciliophora; Oligohymenophorea; Hymenostomatida; Tetrahymenidae.